AUGAUCAGGACAUUGCCGUUGACAGCCAGGGCACCGGUGGCAUCGCUCAAGAAGCCCAAGGAACUCACCACUUACCGCCGAGAUCUCAAUGGCAACUAUAUUCAUGACGAUGAGGGCCACUCAUACUUUUAUUUCCCCGACUCGUACGUCGAACGAGGGUUCGACAUGGCGGCUGGGUUCUCCAAGUUCAACAAAAUCCCCGAGGCAAAGAACUUGGGCGACUUCCACGCGAUCCUCGCGGCCCUCGUCAAGCACGAGCAGCUGGUGGGCGCCCGGGUCGAGUGUGACGUGAUUGCAUUCCGAGGAAUUAUGACCAAAUUAAUGACAUUGCCCAUCGCUCGCGACGACUUCAGUCUCAAGGUCCUCACAUACGGCGGACACAUCAUGAUUAAGAACAACGACGAGUUUGAGCUCACGCGGCGCACCGCCAACACACCCACCGAUCUCGGACAGAGACUCGAGUACUCUGGGUACAAAUUUGAAAAGUUGGUGAUGCUCCCCAGGCCAUGGAGCGAAUGUUCGCGGGCCACCAUCGAAAGCAGACCCACGCAAGAGGUCAACAACUACGAGCAACUCAUCAGCGUGGUGCGCACGGGCAUUGGCAAGACGCGCAUGGUGUUGGCGGGUGAGGUGGAUGGGAUCUUUGACUACAAGCCGGUUUCAGACCUGAACUUGCCCCACUACAUCGAGUUGAAAACCAACAACUUGAUCACCAAUGAGCACCAGAUGAAACUGUUUGAAAAGAAGCUCUACAAAACAUGGGCACAGUGUUUCUUGAUGGGGAUCAAGAACAUCGGGGUCGGGUUCCGAGACGAGUCCCUUCACUUGAGAAACGUGGAAAUCUAUGAGGCGGACGAGAUACCAGCCAUGUUGAAGGACAAGAUCAACUGUGUGAGCUCGUUGAAGUUUUUUGGGGCGUUGAUGGAGUGGUUGAAUGAGUUGGAUAAGACCGUCACUAAGAGCUAUACCAUGAGUUUUGAGAGUGGGAAGGUGAUGUUGAUGGAAAGUCCGUUGUCGUUUGAAAGCGAGUUUUUGACGGAAGAGUUUAAGCGGUGGAGACAGUCUUUGGCGUAG
This is a messenger RNA of Yamadazyma tenuis ATCC 10573, 1074 nucleotides long. It is a transcript of the gene RAI1, whose product is annotated as decapping nuclease. Gene Ontology annotation, biological process: NAD-cap decapping; nuclear-transcribed mRNA catabolic process. Lineage: Eukaryota; Fungi; Ascomycota; Pichiomycetes; Serinales; Debaryomycetaceae. Gene Ontology annotation, cellular component: cytosol; nucleus. The record is from RefSeq and is a predicted model, not a curated record. Gene Ontology annotation, molecular function: mRNA 5'-diphosphatase activity.